Molecule: messenger RNA, 4274 nt
Organism: Mycetomoellerius zeteki
Lineage: Eukaryota; Metazoa; Arthropoda; Insecta; Hymenoptera; Formicidae
Gene: NLG-5
Product: neuroligin 5
Exons: 9
Coding region: 94-2679 (861 amino acids)
Source: RefSeq, a predicted model, not a curated record
UGGCCUGACCGGUUCGGCUGUCCAUCGACGACCAAGGUCGCCGUACGGUUAUGCUGGUGGCAUCGCUGCAGGUGGCCGCCAGCAAAUGCUGUCAUGCCGCUGCCAUGCCAGCCGGCGGCCCGGAGCCGGCCGCUGGUCACGACGUGGUGCCUGAUCAGGCCGAUCCGUUCCUCUCUGCGCGUAGGACUCGCACUGCUGCCCCUGAUCGUCCUGCUAAUCUUGGCCGGCCGCAGUCGUGCGGCUUCCUCGCAGGCCGCGACCCGCUACGCCUCGCGCAUCGUCGAGACGAAGAGCGGACAAAUACGUGGGAUACUUCAGGAAUUGAACAGCCGGCACUUAGAUCCUGUGGAAGUGUUUCGCGGGAUACCUUACGCUGCACCUCCCAUAGGAGAUUUAAGGUUUCGCCCUCCGAUCUCGCCAAUACCUUGGAACGGUGUCAAGCUGGCGGAUACAUUCGGCGCGGUGUGCCCGCAGAAUUAUCCGGACCUCACCAAUAACACUGCCGCGCUCUUACAGAUGCCGCAAGGCAGGUAUCAGCAGCUCAAAAAGAUGGUCGUCUUCCUGGCCAACCAGAGCGAGGACUGUCUGUUCCUCAAUCUGUACAUACCCGGAAGUGGAUCUCGAGGACUGGAGGCGCCGUAUGCGGUGAUGGUGUACGUACACGGCGAAAGUUUCGAAUGGGGAUCGGGUAACUUGUACGAUGGAUCGGUCUUGGCGAGCGCCGGCCACGUCAUAGUGAUCACCCUCAACUAUCGUCUCGGCAUCUUAGGAUUCUUGAGGACUCGUCCGUUCCCUGACCGAACGAGCGGUUCCGGCGGGAAUUUGGCUUUAAAGGACAUCACGAUGGGACUCCGUUGGGUGCGUGAAAACAUCGGCGCUUUCGGCGGCGAUCCAACACGGAUAACUCUAAUGGGCCACGAUACCGGAGCGGCGCUGGUGAAUUUGCUAUUGCUCGCUCCUUACAGUAAAGGAUUAUUUCACCGUGUGGUAUUAUCCAGUGGCUCGGCACUAAGUCCCUGGGCCUCAGUGCACGACCCGAACGAUAUCAGGGUGAAGAUCGGCGAACAGAUGGGCUGCUCGAUCGAGGGUGACGAAGACAUAGCUGACUGCCUCCGAGGAGUGCCAUUGAAGACCCUCAUGGACGUGCAAUUACCGGAAAUCAGAUUUGUGCCCCGCAUCGGGCCCGGUCUACCGGUGGACCAAAACAAUCCUGAUCCGGGUCUGGACAUGGAGCGCGCGAGCGACGCGUUUAUUAAGGUGCCGCUGAUCCUAGGCGUCUCCACGACCGAGUCGAAUCUUGACUUCAACAACAACGACAUACAAUUCGGCUUCGAAGAGGAUCACCGGAAUCGCAUCCUUCGCACCUUCAUCCGCAACGCCUACAUUUACCAUCUGAAUGAGAUCUUCUCGGCGGUGCGGAACGAGUACACGGACUGGGAUAAGCCGGUACUUCAUCCCAUCAUAAUACGGGACUCGACCAUGGAGGCAUUGAGUGAUGGUCACACAGUCGCGCCGCUCAUGAGAAUUGCCUUCUACCAUGCCAGGCGGGGCGCUAAAACGUACUUUUAUCACUUCAAUCAUCAGUCCAAGGACAGCGGCUACGUGCAGCGCCUGGGGAGCGUUCGUGGGGAGGACAUACCGUAUAUUUUCGGGCUGCCGUUGGUGGCAGGCGGGGCUUUCUUCCCUCGGAAUUAUUCCCGACAAGACCAGGGCGUUGCGGAGGCCGUACUCACCUUCUUCACCAAUUUCGCCAAGACCGGUAACCCGAACGAGCCGCACAAGAUCGAGUCGGUCGACUAUGGCACGCCGAAGGAGAAGACGCGAUUCCGCGGUCUCACAUGGGAACAAUAUGAGACAGGAUCUCAGCAGUAUCUCACGAUAGCGUUAAAACCGAAGAUGAAGAGCCAUUACCGCGGCCAUAAAAUGGCUGUAUGGCUUAAUUUGAUACCUCAGCUCCAUCGUCCUGGCGACGACGACGUUUCAAUGCGGCAUCAUCACUUCCGGGAACGAGGCGAUCAUUAUUAUGCAGGACCGGUUCGGGACGAAUGGUACACGCCACUGCCGCUGACAGGCACGACUCGGACGAGUUCUUCCUCAACCACCGCCUGUAGCACAUCUACGGGAGGUGAGGAUAGCCUUAUUGAGGAUAUUACUCCGAUUCUGGACGAUUCCGAGGACGAUGCCGAGCUGCUGCAGAGACUAGCGUCUCGACAUUACUACAGCACGACCACUGCCCUGGGGAUCACUGUGGGUGUCGGUUGCAUCCUUCUGGUUCUGAAUAUGCUGAUCUUCGCUGGCAUUUAUUAUCAGCGGGAUCGCGACAAGAAACGUGCCGCCAUGGAUUGUAGGCCGAAUGGACAGGAGUCUCUGCCGAUGACCACCAGGACGUCCAUGAAGCCCUCCGACAAUCCGCGACCCGCUCACGAGCCACCCCCCUCGUACACAACUCUCGCGAGAAGCCCUUCCAUACAGGAACAGCACCAGCUCACGCCGCCCCAGGACGGUCAGGACAGCGAGCAGUUGAGGAAAGAAUCGAGAUCCGGUCACGGGACCAGCGGCAACGCCCACAAGGACGCGAUCCCUCCGAAACCGCCCGCCAGGACCACCAGUUCGCUCACCACUGCCGGCAGUACCAACACUAUCAAGAAACGCGUGCAGAUACAAGAGAUAUCCGUAUAGCAUUAGGGGUUGCCCCCAGAGGGCAACGCACGGACGAAACGAGUGACCUUUAUGGACUCGGAAAAGGCCACCACGGAGUCCAGAUUUUGAACGAUAUAUUCUCUUAAUUGAUCAUUGAACAGUGCCGAUUAAGGAAAUUUUUCCUUUAUCGCGAGAUUACAUGAACAUAACUCGAAUUCAACAGAAAAGGACUUGUAACAGAUCUUUUACAGUGUGCAUUGUGUGUGAAUUGUGGUCAAAAAGUCAACGUAUAAUCGUAACAGCGUGUCUGACUUUAGCCGUUACUAUUGAAAAUGGUCGAUUGUUGUCGACUGUUACUACUUGCGGCGCGAUACUGCGACAUGACUGACUAUAACGCGGUCGCACUACUGAACUGUUAUUACUGCUAGAUUGCGCCUGACUAUUACUACUUAGGAAACUUUGUGACCGGUUCUUUCUACCGGUAGAAAUGUAAGAUUGCACGUGGUCGUUAUUUCUAAUAGAGACGUGGAUUGUACGUAGUUGCUAUUUAUAAUGAAACGGAAUAUUCUGUUGUUUUUAAAAGUGAAAGUGAUCGCUAAAGUACCCCUCGUAAUUCGUGGCUACAUUACGUAUAUGUCAGGUGCUCACAAAGUAUUUUAUUCAAGGAACUUUUUUGCAAUUGAAGAUAUCGAUACAAUGUUUCCUAGCCAUUUAAUUCAUCGGAAUAAAUACUGUUUCUCUCAGAGACCGUGGCAAAUAGGUGGCCUUAAGUAUCACUACAGUAUAUAAAGGAAACGUAUCGGUAUUUUCGAUGUCAUAGAAAAAGGGCGCCUGACUAGGAAAUAUUGAAACGAAACGUAUAAUGAGAUUCUUGCUAAGAACCUCCAAAUUGAAUUCUUUGCUAAAAAGCAAUUAUAUGUAUAAGAAUACCGUGUACGAAUCGAUACACAGUAAUCGAUGACGACGACAACGACGAAUCCAAUCAAAGAGAUCUCGAAACGGAAUCGGAAUACCAAAGCCACGUACACGAUCGCAUACCAGUCUCAACGACUGCUUUGUAAAGCAUCGAUUGGGAGAAAGAGGCACUCGAUGCGUCCGUUAUUCGCAAGCGAAACGAAUACGGUGUACCGGGUGUACGGAAGUACCAUUUGUAUAAGUGAAAGUGCACUCGUCGUUUCCGCCUUUGCAACACAUAGCUAGGCUACAUCUUUCGAAACGUAAUUUCGAUCCUACCGAGGAGAACGGCUUAAUAGCGCUCGCGAGUGCUCGCGAAGUUUAUUCGGGCGGAAAGCGCAAUUCUCCAACCGCGUUACCUGUCGCGUAAGUGCACAAUCACCAGUGCAUUCGACGGAGCAAAGCCGUGGAACGGCAUCGGGAGUACGAGACUACGAUCGAGCAGCGCGACGACUUUCGAGAGGGCGGACUCGACCUUCCGCUGAGUGUUCUUCUCGUAGAGAAUAGUCUGACAGUCAUAAGUAUCGUACCACCACGAAAUUGCGGCUAGAACUCUUUAUCGUGAUGAUAUAUACACGUUCCGUAAAAUUAUUUCCAUCCGCGUUUUGUUCGAGAACCUCGAGAAAUUUCGCGAUUGACAGAGCAUCUUGUAUAUCCUUUUCUACAAUACUUUGACACGC